Messenger RNA from Lytechinus pictus (painted urchin), 4652 nucleotides. RefSeq lists its product as uncharacterized. The transcript has 2 exons. Lineage: Eukaryota; Metazoa; Echinodermata; Echinoidea; Temnopleuroida; Toxopneustidae. The record is from RefSeq and is a predicted model, not a curated record. The coding region runs from base 595 to 2880 and encodes 761 amino acids.
UAAUCGGCCGAUCAUAAUGCCAUUCAACAUAACGUAAUAGCUUUGAUCGGUCUGGAGUCAGUGUCGCCGGGGUGACAUAGCAUAAAUGAUGUUGAAGUAAGGGUGUUGUUUCUGAGGUUACCAGCCAACGUUCGAAGAUCUUGGAAACCGCCAGGAGCGCAUCCAGAAUGUUCACAGAAUGAACUUACUCGUGAAAUUUUGACCAUUAUACAAGUGGACGCCUUGUCGCCACAACCGCAUAAAACGUCGAGUGAUACUGCUUCAAUAAUCGAGCCAGCAUCCCUGGAAAUCAUUUUAUAUUCUAAUGACGCGUAUUAUGUCAUUGAUUAAAACAAUUAUUCAAAUAUCCUAAUCGAAAUAUUCUUGAUAGAAGAGUGAUGGUUUACCACCUCAUCCUCAUGGGAUAUUGAGGAUUCAUCUUUUUUUCCGCAAUUCGAAAGUCAUCGUCAUCAAUGUAAAGGACAGAUUCAAAGGAAUAUUGUCGCGAUUGACGGGAGUUACUUCAACUUGUGGAUCUAUUGAAUGACCAUUGAUCACCUUUUAUUACAGUUUAAUUUGACGUAAUUCCACUGACUGUGGAUUUGCUGUUACGAGAUGCCUUUGGCUGCGGAGCCGUUCACCUUCACCUGGUCGCUUCCAGCACUGAACUGCAGACAUGGUGUUUCUCCCGAAGAGGCCAACUUCCAAGACGAGUUCUUCCAGAAGGUCAAAGAGACCAAGACCACCCUCGACCGCAUCUACCUGUCAUCGCUCACAAGAAACAGGGAAAAGGCAAUCAUUUACGACUACGAGAAAUGGGCGCGAAAAGACGGGAAGCCGGUCGAAAAGAAGUCUGAGGACGUGUCGCAGGCGUCUGCGUCGAAGCACCGACAACGUCCAGCUCGUGGACCUGUACGUCCGCUUGGGGUUGACGACCGGAAGAUUGAAGCGGCGUUGCAAUGUGGCCUCUGGGACGAUUCGAGACCCCGACAGAAGAAGAAAAGUCUUAGGAUGCCGCACAUCAUGAGUCGCGUCCAAUGCUACGAUUUCGAUGAUGACUACCAGGGUGACGUGGAAAGGUCGCAUCAAGAGGGUUGCACUUACUCUCUGGACAGCUCGAAAGUGUUUAGAGUGAUUCAAGAGGAGACCAGAGACCAGGCAAAUAGGAGACUGAAAAAGGGUAAAUGCGGCGGUUGGAAACCUAAGAAACAGGCGCGACAGGUCUCCCCGUCAAUGAUCGACUCCGUGGAUGAGUCCGACGAUGAUUACUCAUCGUCGGUCAGAGUAACCAUUGAGGAGGAGCACUCCAAAAGACGCGGUGGUGUCGUGACGAAGGUGACGCACAGACAAAAGCUGGGCUUCUCGACGAUCAAAAAGCGCGGGGUUAUGCAGAGCGAUACUGUCGAGUAUCGCCUACCAAAACUGAACAGCAAACCGAUCAUCACAGAGAUUGUAGCAGAGGAACCUAAAGGGGAACAUGAUCACACCGAAAAUGUGGUGAAACUUCCUCUUCUUGAGGGUGUCAAGAAGAAGCCAUCGGCGGAAAAGCCGAAGAAGAAAGUCAAACACUGCAAGAAGCUUUCAAGAAUGAAAAGAAAGAAAAAGUUGGAAAGGGAAAAGGAGAAUGACGAAUCAUCAAUCGGGUUGAUCACCGAUGACGAAGUUGAGACCGAGCUUAGCAUAAAGACACCGGUCUUGGAGGAAGUCUCGAACAAGCUAUCCGAUAUAUCUCGAGGAAAGGGCGACGACAUCGACUCUAAGACCACCAAGAAUAAGCUGGUGUGCAAGAAGACAAUCGAUGAGGAUGCCUUGAGUGAAUACCCAUUCAUGGCAAUGGGGAUUGACGAUUUAUCAUCGGAUGAAGAAUGUCUCUGUGACGAAUGUCUCGCGGAAAUGUCAUCUUCAGCGAAACCAAAAUUGGACAAGAAGCCUAUCAAAUCCAUUCUGUCACCAAGACGACGGAGACGGACAACGUCGUCCGGAAGCGCCAAGAGCGUGAGUUUUGCCAAGACUGAGAAUCUAGAGGACAUUCGGUUGAUAUCACCUCUUGCUGUUCGGAAUGAAAACAUGAAAAAACUAGAGGAUGAGGAGCGACGGGAGAGGUUGAAACAAAAGGAUAUAAAAAGGCGGGAAAGACGGCAGCGAGAGCGGGAGAGGUUUGCUGCACUGUAUAAGAAAUCGAUGAAAAAGGCAGAGGCUCAACAAAAAGUCAAAGACAUUCAGGAGAAAAUCAAAGACAUUUCUAAAACAAUGUCAACAUGUCCUGAGUCCAAGCCUCCUUUAACCUCAAUCAGUCAAGAUACUAUCACAACAAGCCAUGACAGUAUAGAUUGUAGUGAGAAUGAUGCUUCUCUUUCGGGGGAAAAGGAGGACCACAAUGACAGAGACAAUGAUCUGCUGUCUCUGGGUGAUAAAAUGGAUGGCGACAGUGGGUUCGAAGACGGUACCCCGAGGUCUCCGACACCGAAUUCCGACGUCCACGAAGUCGAAGCUCUUCUGCUCGACCCUCAAGACGGUCGAUUAUACGAGGAUGUUGUCUUAGAAAAAGGCAACGGGAAGAUCACCGUAGCUCAACUCGGGUAUCGAAUCAAAAGUAUCUUUGAUCGUGAUCUACCAACCCCUGCUCCGCCCAAACCGCCUCCGACAGCUACGACAAAAUCCGACGUCGUCGACCACGAAAUUGAGAAGUCACCGGCGGAGGACGAGGAUGACGAGAAGGACAAGGCGUUUGUCACGAAAUGCGUCGAUUGGAACGAAACGACGGAAUCGGCGAGUACGUCCAGAUCCGCCACGCCAGUUGAGAAGGAAGAUAUGUCGGAUUUCAUCAUGUCGAUGAAGAACUGCCGCUAUAUUAGGUGGAGUAAGAGCUACCAGGAUAUGUUAGAAAAGAUGGAGAAAUGAAACAAAGCGAUAUCAAUUACUGUACUUGUUAGAAUCAGUUACGAGGAAGAAGAAACAUUCCCCCAAGUUGUUUAUUAUAAUUCAUCUUUAUGAAUUACCUUUGAUGUCUCCUUAAAAUAUUCAUCGCUUAUCAUAUUGAUUUUUUUAUUAAUUCGUGUGUUUUUUACAUCUUUUCUUCCAAUUGAAUAACGCUCCCCCUGUGAUCAUUACCCCUGAGGGCAGCCACCCCAUUUCACAAAAAGAGGUGGAGUGGGUCGGCAAAUUUUUGGCAAGUUAUUUUGAAGCCGUAAAAAAAAUAUCACAUAAAUUCAAUUCAGUUGCUUUUCCAUUAAAACUCAGAGUCAACGAUACCCCUGACAACUACCCAGAACGACAAUUAAUCUACUGCACAUAUGCCCAUGUUACCUAUCCAAUUGCAACUACUCCUAUACUUCUUUUAAAGAGUUGGAUAAGUAUCUUCCAUAUUAACCCUAAUAAGACUGGGGGCUGAAUCAGCCCCCGUCUUUUUAGGUGUCGAAAUAGCCCAGUCUAUUUAGGGUUAAAGCAACUCAAAAUAUUUUAGAAAGCACCGAUAUGAAGUCCGAUGAAUAACAUCCCUUUAAUGACCCCAUAAACACUUAAACCGGGAAAGAAGAAACUAAUUCUGUAUGUCAUGAAACUAAACUGAACGAUGACGAUUUGAAGUGGCAGUAUGACGAUAUAUAUUCUUUCAUAAGAAAACUGGAAUGAUUAAAUUAGAAAAAAAGGUUUAGGUACUUGAAAUCAUCGAUUCGUGCAAAAACUGAAACACUUAUCCAACAGUAUGUAUACAAUAUACAAUUCAUUUAGCGAAAUCAUUUUUAAUUGUACAGCUGAUAGAUAAUUCUUUUAGUUUUUCAUCGACUGUCAAAACAUGUGACAUUGAUAUCAUUUCAAUGUUUAUAAUACACUUAACUACACCCAUUUUCAUCUUCGUCAUCAUCAUCGUUGUUAAUAUUCUCAUCAUCAUUAUCAUCAGGUGGUUUACACCAAACAACUUUGAUUGCAAUGGUGACUAUAUUUUUUAAAACAAGUGCACACCUAGUUAUCAAGAAUACGUAUGGCACUUCCAUUUAGUUGGAUGCAGGAUAAAAGAGCAUUUUUGAUAUACACCUUUGUUUCAGAAGAUGAUGCCCUCUAUAGCCGUGACAACGACUUGAGAGAGAAAAAAAAUAAGACUAAAAAAAAAAAUCGUAUUUGGUAUAAUUAUUUUAGUUUUUCAUUGACCCUCAAAACAUGUGACAUUGACUAUCAUUGCAAUGUUUACAAAACAGUAUACCCAUUACCAUCUUCAUCGUCGUCAUUAACAUUCUCAUCAUCAUUAUCAUUACCAUCAUCAUCAUAACAAUAAUAAGAAUAAUCAUCAUCCAUCAUCAUCAUCACCACCAACACCACCACCACCACUACCAUCGUCAUCAUCACCAUCGUCAUCAUUAUCACCAGCACCACUAUUAUCCUCCUCCGUAUUAUCAUACUCAUCAUCACCAUCAUCAUCAUCAUCAUCCAUCAUCAUCAUCAUCAUCGUCAUCAUCCAUCAUCAUCAUCAUCAUCGUCAUCAUCCAUUAUCAUUCCCAAUUUCCCAUCAUCGUAGUCACAUCUUUACCACCACCACCACUACUACUUUUAUUAUUGUUAUACUAUCAAGGAUGAAAGUUGAAAUAGUGAUGUUCACAAGUCAUCACUCGUUUCAGAAAAAAAUACUGCUUAACAAUGUUUUAUAUGUAAUAAACAUGAUGAGGUAUAUAAACAAUUAA